Messenger RNA from Fonsecaea erecta, 1368 nucleotides. RefSeq lists its product as hypothetical. Gene Ontology annotation, molecular function: DNA-binding transcription activator activity, RNA polymerase II-specific; zinc ion binding. The transcript has a single exon. Gene Ontology annotation, biological process: regulation of transcription by RNA polymerase II. The record is from RefSeq and is a predicted model, not a curated record. Bases 1 to 1368 code for a protein of 455 amino acids. Lineage: Eukaryota; Fungi; Ascomycota; Eurotiomycetes; Chaetothyriales; Herpotrichiellaceae.
AUGACUUUGGAUAACAGUAUCUCGAGCGACCUUUCGACGGAUAUCACGUCGAUUGCUUCAUGGGAUUUCUCGUCAGAAUCGACCACUCCAGCAAGCAAUGGCUCGCGGCGCAAUACCCAACAGAAGACCCGAACAUUGACUCCCAAUCUGACGCGACGAUCGCACAAGAAGUCUCGCGGAGGAUGCUUUAGUUGUAAGCAUAGGAAGAUCAAAUGUUCCGAAACGAAGCCCGCGUGUGGGAGUUGUUUGAUGAAAGGACUCAGUUGCGUCUAUCCCACGGAGCCAGCAGUGCGCAAGUCGAGCAAUCUGCCGUUGAUAAGGCGGAAUCCCAGUACAUCUCCGUCCUUCCCAGCCGCCACCUUUUCGAUCCUGGACAUGCGAUUCUUCCAUCAUUUCCUCACGAUCGCCUAUCCACAUUUACCAGUCGACAAUGACCAUGUCUGGGUCAACGACAUCCCCCAAUUUGCCGAACAGCACGAAUACCUCAUGCACGCGUUGCUUUCGCUCGGAGCCUCCCAUCUCAGCCGCCUCACCGGCGUGGACUAUCGACGAGAGUCUCUGAUUCAUCGUGGCCAGGCGAUUGCGGGCCUCAACCAGGCACUUAGCCAGACGGCGCGCUCUUACGGUGAAGCUGACGCCAUGCUGGCCUCUUGCUAUGCCCUUACCUUUCAAGCUUCAUACAUGAGCGAUGGCCUUUCCGAUUUCAUCACCAUGGUGCGAGGCUGCGCUCUCACGACGGAGAAAAUCAAAGAAGAGCACUCCCCUACGGCGUUCAACCUGCAACCAGACUGGCACUUCAAAUACAUGGCGCCGCGUCUGCACAACCUGCCCUCCGUGGACCCUCAGUUGCUGGAAGAUGCGUACACAGCCCUCGAGAGCAUUCGACCCUUUUUGACCGGUGGCACAGAAAUAGAUUUUCACGCGGCACUGGUCGACGUGAUCACCUCCCUCCAAGCCUCGCCAGCAUCAGGCUAUAUACAAUUCAUCGGCGUGUAUGGUGUGUGGUAUGAGUUGUGCCACGACUCAUUCAAGACCUUCCUGGACCCAAACAACCUUGUCGCCCAGCUCCUUCUUGCUUACUUUGUAGGCGUGCAGCUGUUGAUGGUCCCUCUCGCCGCGCAUGAGUGGCCACACCGUGCGGAUGUAAGUCGCGUGCGCGUCCUGCAGGGUACAGUCGAGUGGGCUCAAGGGAUUUUUUCCAGACUCGAGGAGUCAGAGUGGGAAGCGCAUCUUGAUUGGCCCAGGAAUGUCAUCGCUACCGUUGUUGCAGAGAUCAAUGGCGAAGUGCUCCAAUUGCCACCUGUCCUGCAGCUUCAUCUUACAACGCAGGACAUCACCCCACAGUCCACGAUCCUCACACCUACGUGA